This is a messenger RNA of Coregonus clupeaformis (lake whitefish), 3449 nucleotides long. Its product is annotated as deoxynucleotidyltransferase terminal-interacting protein 2. Gene Ontology annotation, molecular function: RNA binding. The record is from RefSeq and is a predicted model, not a curated record. Bases 31 to 2994 code for a protein of 987 amino acids. Gene Ontology annotation, biological process: RNA processing. Gene Ontology annotation, cellular component: nucleolus. The transcript is spliced from 7 exons. Lineage: Eukaryota; Metazoa; Chordata; Actinopteri; Salmoniformes; Salmonidae.
GCGGAAGUGCGACCGAACAGCGCGAACAAGAUGGUGGCCACCAGAAGAGGAGUACGCGUGUGCUCCCCAACUAAAACAAACUCCGAUGAAUCCUCUGGAGUUAUGACCACUCGGAGAACUAGGAGGACAGCUGAUAAAGAGGAGACUGCAACCCAGUCUGAGGUGACCAGUGACUCCCAGCAAGAUGUUCCCUCCAAGGCCCAGAGCUCCACCGUGAAGAGGAAGACCAGGGCAUCUAAACGUGAAACUGGCUCUGCUAACCAGGUAGACUCCACCCAUGAAGCUGAUGUGUCCGAGUCAGAGUCCUGCUGUUCUGCUAUAUCAGAUAUGGAGGCUAUCCCCGACACACAGCCAGCUCGCAGGGGCCGAAGGAGAGCCGCAGGCGGGGAGCAGUCUGACUCCACAAAGGAAGAGGCUGUGUCUGAGGUAGACUCUUGUUCAUUGUCUGCCUCCAGAAGACCAAACACUCGCAGAGCCACCAGGAGUCUGAGGAAGGCUGUUCUCACAGACUCUGCCAAAAUGGACAAUGAUGUUUCAGAGGCAGAGUCCUGCAGCUCUGUGGUGUCUGAUUCCAAGGUGCCUGACUCGCAGACCAGAGUGACCAGAAGGACUGCUGUGUCCAGCAGCCGGGCCUCUUUAAAGUCUCACACCGAGGACACAGAGCUUUCUGAUCCUGAGUCCUGUGCCUCAGGUAUCUCUGGAGCUCAGACCUCCACGGUGCACAGAGUUACCAGAUGCAGGAGUGGAAGGUUUGUUGAAGCUAUCCCCAUGCAUUUGGAGGAAACCACUGAUGGCUCCAUCUCUCCUCUACCCCGUAGGAGAAGCAGAGUUGUAUGUAAAGGAUAUCCCUGUGACCCCCAGAGUCCCCAGGACUCCGAGAGCUUUGAGUCUGGGCCAAGCAUUACUCCCAGGAGGUCCACUCGCAGGAGGACUGAGCCGAAACAGACAGGCACCACUGUUACAGACUCUGAGUCUGACCUGCCUGAUGUGAAUACCCCUCUGGGGAGCCCUAGGUCGGUGAGAGGCAGGGGCACUCCUUGCAGUAGUCGCACUGGAUCCAACAGCAGUUCCAGGGCAGCACCAGUUACCCGGCUGACAGCCAAGGCCCUGGAUAUACUAGUUGAGAAAGCCCAAUGCCAGUCAGAUAAGGUGAGUGUAUCUGAGGUUGCUGAGGAAAGUGAAGUGUUGGAGGACAAUAAGUUAGACGACACAGUCUACGCUGAUCCAGACUGCUCCAUGAUAGAAGAAGUGGCAGAAGAAGAUAAGACACUAACCCUUGAGGAUGUAGUGAUCGCUGAACCAGCAGCGCCCAUCCAAGAUGCAGCACCUGCUCGGGAGCAUACAGGGAGUGUGACAGUCUCUGAGGAUGCAGAGAUGCCAGAGGUCACGAGUGUACAACAGGAGUCAGCCGAGACAACCGUCAGUGAAGACCCAGAGAAGAAUACCUCUGUGGUGGAUAUCCCUGCUCAGGAAAACAUCCUACAGGAGAAGCUGAUCCCAGCUGAUUCUGAAGUCAAAGUGACCCUCUGUGAGAGUGCUGAUACAGAGAUGGCUGAGGCAGUCUGUGAGCUUGCAGUGGAAGCAGAAGACCAGCAGAGGGAGCUGUCCACUGAGGAUGCAGCAGAUACGGAUGUCCCAGUGAUAACAGAACAGGAGACGAUAAUGCCAGCUGAUUCACAAGUCUCUCUUGAGAAAACAGUAAAAGUAGCAGCGUGUGAAAAUGCAGUGUCCCCUGUUAUAGUGGUGUCUGAUGAGGACGAGGAGGAAAAGGCCAUGGAUGUGGAUGUAAACACCCACACAAAUCCUCCAUCGGAGGUAGAGAACCAGGAAUGUAAGGCAGUGCCUAGUGAGGAGGGUAUGGAUGUCAGCAGCACACUAGUAACUGAGAAUAAAAAGGCUGACCAAGAUAAAUCCCCUCACACCACAGAGCCCAUUAAGGUGACCUCCAGCCAGAACCUGAAGGUCAGUGUGUCUGAUGCUGACAAGCUAGGGGAGCCCAGAGACUGUGUCAUCGUACAGAAAUCUGGCGUGAUCAGUCUGCUGGAGAGCAGUGAGGAUGAAGAGGAUGACGACAACAGUCAGCAUUCUGAGGAAGCAGAUGAGAGGAAAAGACAGGGUUCUGAUGGUGAAGAGGAAGCUGUCUGUAUAGAGGAGGAGGCAGGCCCAUCCAGACCCCAAGCUGCUGCUCAGUCCUCAGCUGAUGAUGGCUUGUUUGUCAUAGACACCCGGCCUGGCCUUCAGUCAGGUCAACAGUACUACGUGGAUGACAAGGAAAAGGAGGGGGGAGACACGGAGGCUGAAGAAGAGCAAGAUGAGGAAGAGUUUGUUGAUGAAGAGGGAGAUGAUGAUGAUGAUGAUGAAGAUGAACAAGUCCUCUUCACAAGCAGAAAUCCACAAUUGAAAGAGUUGUCCAGCCGUAUUGACCCGGGCCUGAAAGUGAAGGAGCUUGGGGGAUUAUACAUCAAUUUUGAUGGCAGCAAAUCAAAGACUGUCUCUAACUCCCUGAAGGAACAGAAGAGCCAAGAUGAGUUGAUGAAGAAGAGUGUUAUUGGCCCAGAGUUUGAGAAGAGAGAUGCUGUGCCUCCAUACAGGGAGUCCAAACAGGCUGCGAAACUGAAGCGCAAAGAGGAGCGGGACAAAACAACUGGAGCCGGCUGGUUUAACAUGAGGGCUCCUGAAAUGACAGAGGAAUUAAAGGGUGACCUCAAAGCACUGAAAAUGCGUGGAGCAAUGGACCCCAAGCGGUUUUAUAAGAAGAAUGAUAGAGAUGGAUUCCCCAAGUACUUCCAGGUUGCUACAGUAGUAGAUAGCCCUGUGGACUUCUACCAUUCCCGUGUCCCGAAGAAAGACAGGAAGAGAACCAUGGUGGAGGAGUUGCUUGCUGAUGCCGAGUUCAGACACAAUAACAAGAAGAAAUACCAACAGAUCAUGACAGAAAAAGCAGCCAUUGGUGCUGGCAAGAAGAAUAGGAAGAACAAUAAGUUCAGAAAGUAACAGUAACUUUGAGUGAUGUAAUACACAAUGCAAUCAUAUGUCUGUAUUGAGACCAUAAUAUGUUAACGUCUGAAUCAAAGCCUAUUAAUUAAACACAUACCAUUUACAGUGGCUUUAUGGAGCUAAAGGUCUUUAUAAAUUUUUCACGUAACAUGAACAAACUGUAUAAAGAGAUUUUUACUUUGUAGUUUAAAGGUUCACAUUAGUAGCUAUUAACAAAAAACAUAGAUUUAUACAGUAUUUAUGCAUAGCCUAUGCUAUACUGGCUCUGAAUUUCCCCAUUCGUAUACUUGCGUAAAACAUACUUAUUUUCCCUGACAAAUAUCCAUUUUUAAAGUCAAAUUACUAAAAUACUACAGGAUAAAACUAACGGGACACCUAUUUCAAGCACUAAUAUUGUUGAGAAAAUGUCUAACUCAACUUCACAAUGUUUAAUAAAUCAAGAUCAGUUUGAA